UUGUCACAGCAAUUGUUGGAGUCGGUGUGCGGAAUGCACAAACUCAACGUCCUGCUCUGUGUGUCAAGCUGGAAAAUAUGGACCAACAUGCAAUAUUGAUUGUAACCCAGUCUGCAGCGAUGGAUCGUGCGACAUACAUACUGGUCUGUGUACGAAAUCAUGCCCUGUCAACUGUAAUGAUUGUGUGGAUGGAGACAAUUGCACGAGUUGUGUCAGCGGAUAUUAUGGGACAAAGUGUGAAAAGCCGUGUCCUUUACAUUGUCUAGAUAAUAUAUGUGGUAAAACAAAUGGUCAUUGCCACGACUGUAUUCAUGGAUACUCUGGAGUGAUGUGCCACGUUUCUCUAUGUCCUUAUAAUUGUUUGAGUUGUAUCGGCUUUCAGUGCAAUUCCACAGGUAGUAAAUGUACUAGUGAAGGUUUGUGCAUUAACGGAUGUGUAACAGACUUCAUAGGACCGUCAUGUGAAAGAACGUGCCCCACACACUGUGCACCUGUGCUGAAUGGUAGCAGGUGCUCUAGCGACGGAGUAUGUUACAAUGGAUGUGUGCUUCAUUAUUACGGCAGUUGGUGUGAGAACGCGUGUCCAGCACAGUGUCUAUCGGUUGGUACCGAAAACAGAUGCGUUGACAAUGGUACAUGUAGAGAAGGCUGUAUUGCAGGGUACUCGGGAGAAAGAUGCGAGCACCGGGCUGACGCAUUCCUCCGGGAAGACAGUAAAUCUGCCAGUACAGCAGGAAUGGUGGCUGGUUCGUUUUUUGGUGGGGUGGCCCUUACAAUUGCAUGUGGGGUGAUCGCGCUCGUAGUGUGGAUGAAAAGGAAGAAACCUACACCUGCCAAUGAAUAUUAUAAUACACAGACUUUUGGAGCCGGCAAUGAAGCUUCAAAGCCUGACCAACCAAAAUCAGAUGCCGAGUCCAAUUACACAUCUUUGGGUGGCAAUCAGGAAGAAAGACAUACGUAUUCCAGUCUGGACCAAUAAUAUUCGUGGAGAACGUUACUGUGUUAGUGUCAUCCUAAAAUCGACAUUGUUUUUUUUAACAAUACAGUUGCAUAUCGACAAAAUAACAAAACGGAUACAUGUAUGAGUUUCAUGUUCAAAGAAUUUUACAAUUACACAAUUUAUCGUUUCAAUUCAAAAUGUGACUCUGGUAAAGCUAUUGAUAAAUAUACAAAAACUAUAUUUUACUCAUCGUUUACGGCCGAUACUAUUGUGAAAAUGUUACACAAUUCAUGCCAUACUUAUGCCUUUAAGAUAAAGAAUGCAUGUAUGUUCUUCUUGACUAUGAAUGUUCCAAUUUUUGACUACAUAUCGCAAAGGCAUAAAUUGUUCCAAUGUUUGUUUAAGUUAAUGCUAUGAAUAUGAUAAUGAUAAUUUAUAUGUGUUUUAGUACGUAUGUUAGGGAAUAUUAUAACAUAUUUCUACUUGUUUAGAGUUAUAAUUUUUGUUUGGGGCUUAUCCAAGAGGCAAAUAAACUUAAUUUGCAUUGUCCAUGUAACAAAAACUUACUGAACAACACAGAACUGAACUAUCUACAAAAAUACAACUCCAAAGACAUCAUCAAGGAAUCAAAUUCACCAUACACAAGCCAUUUAUUUAAGACAAUGGACCGAUUGCUUACACCAGAGAGGACUAUACAGAUGAAAACACAAUAAUAUACAAACACAAUUAUAUUUAAUUGACUUGAUACAUAAACCGAAAUUGCAAUUUGCUGAAACAUUUAACAAUUUAAUUCCAAUUAAAUUAAAAGGUAGUUUCUUGCUACGUUGUACUUGGUAUAUUGUAAGCAAACAUUCUCGAACUGAGUAGGGCAAUGUUUUAUACACUCGUCGUUGUAGUGGUAAUGGCAAACAUCUAUCACUUCAUUUCACUAACAUUUCAU
Dreissena polymorpha is the source of this 1880-nucleotide messenger RNA. RefSeq names its product neurogenic locus Notch protein-like. NCBI's taxonomy places the organism in Eukaryota, Metazoa, Mollusca, Bivalvia, Myida, Dreissenidae. The transcript is spliced from 4 exons. The record is from RefSeq and is a predicted model, not a curated record. Bases 329 to 979 code for a protein of 216 amino acids.